This is a messenger RNA of Bipolaris maydis ATCC 48331, 993 nucleotides long. RefSeq lists its product as uncharacterized. NCBI's taxonomy places the organism in Eukaryota, Fungi, Ascomycota, Dothideomycetes, Pleosporales, Pleosporaceae. The record is from RefSeq and is a predicted model, not a curated record.
AUGGCUUCCGAAGUCGCUGCUGUCCAUUCACCUUCGCUUGAAGUUCCUGCUCCAAACAAGCUUGUCACUGUUCGCGUAAUCGAUACAGGCAACAGAGCAACCGUACCUGCAGGUUAUUUUAUGGAACCUCAUAUUGAGGGCCAUGAAAUCAUGAAGUCUCCUCAGUUUUCAUUUCUUAUUGAGCAUUCGUCGGGCAAAAAGAUCCUCUUUGACUUGGCCACUCGUAAAGACCCUGAGAACCUAUCCCCUGUUAUCCGCCAAUCGAUAGCUGCAGGCGGUCUAGCAUUCGAAGGUGAUAAGGAUGUUGUAGACAUUCUCGAGGAAAACGGCAUCAAGAGGGAAGAGACUGAAGAAGUUGUUUGGAGUCACUGGCAUCUUGACCCAGCCCGCACAGUAUAUGUAGACACCGUGUCAGCAUGCUGCGGAAUAUCCAGAGGGAAAUGGCGGUGUACCUUAAAUAGGAUAGGAGAGGAUGACCUAGCGGUGAAACGCGUGGAAAAAUUGGCUGUCAGCAUAACUGUCAGCAGAGGUCGAAAGAUGUCGUACGACAACUUUUCUAUCUUUAUCUUUCUUCUUCUGUACUAUAGGUUAAUGCAAACUCGUUCGAAGGCCUCUUCGCCCCUAACACUUAAUUUAGACGAGCUACCUAAGUUUAGACAUUAUCGCCCUUCUCCCUACUCUACGCCACCAUUCGCCCCCGGAAGUGAAUGCCCGGGAGCACUCAUCUUGAAUAUUCAUCCGCAAAAGUCACCCACAAAGCCCUUUUAUACUCAGAAGAAAAACGAGGAACUGAUGCAAGAUUAUCCAAAACUGUUGGAAUCGACAGACAAAAUGUCUUCGUUUGACGGAGAUGAACAUGUCCUGGUCUUAAUUGCCUACGAUGCUACAGUACUGGACACGCUCGACUUUUUCCCCGAGCAUGCUAAUGAUUGGAAAGAGCGUGGAUGGAAAAGUGCCGUUCGUUGGACGUUCCUGCAAGACUUCAAGCUGUGA